This is a messenger RNA of Helobdella robusta, 6871 nucleotides long. RefSeq lists its product as hypothetical. The transcript has 7 exons. Lineage: Eukaryota; Metazoa; Annelida; Clitellata; Rhynchobdellida; Glossiphoniidae. The coding region runs from base 1 to 6054 and encodes 2017 amino acids. The record is from RefSeq and is a predicted model, not a curated record.
AUGUUUGGUGCAUGGAUGGUAAUGAUUAGGAGACCAAAGCUAAAAGAAAACAAAAUUCUUGUGUCGCAGGCCACCGUUCACAAAUUGUUCAUUCUAACACAAUUUUUAAGUAAAUUUAUAAUUCAUGACAAAAUUAACGUAAUGCACAAUUUGAUGGAUCAACUUUCUAACUAUCUUGCCAAUCCAUCUAAUCCGGCUUUCAUUCCAAUUCCGGAAGAGUUCACGCUGCCUGAGACUCCCAUCAGCACUCCCAACUCUGUCAUUAUCCCAAAGAUGAUCCCGUUCAUUCCUCCUUUAAUUCGUUUGCCGCCUGAUCCGCUCUUUCUCUCGGCCUUUCCACCAGGGCAAUUAUUUCCGACAACCUAUAGUAGCUCCACGUUGAAACGCGGUCAUCCUGAUCUAUCUGUCGGAACGCCUGACAGCUCUGCAACAAAUUCACCCUUCAAAGCGCCUCAACUGCUCGCCGGUGCAAACAUCUGUGACGAUGCUGGGGCUAACAAAAGUUUCCCAUCAACCACAGGUGGCGAGGUUCAUCGAAUUUCUACAGCCAGCAACAAUUGCAACAACAACAUAGCAUACAACAACGUCCCAAACAGCAACAACGCAAGCAGCAAUCCACAUCCACAAUCACUCGGCUCCUUCCCACCAAAUGACAUCAGCAAUCUCAAUCACAUUACAAACCCUGACAGUGGUUCGCUAUCUAGCCACAAUCAGAUUGUUGAAUGCAGCAAUCACUACCAAGAGAACACGAGCGACCGAAUAAGCAGCACAGCAAAUUUCAACCCUGGUUUUUUUUCGCCUGGUUUUUUUUUUAAUGCAAAGCAAACAGCAUUGGUUAAUACACACAUCAUUGGGAGAGACAUGGCUUCGACCUUUCACUUGAAUAAUCCAACAGAUCAAAGAAUGAACAACUGCCUGCAACAACCAGGUCUACAGAAUCAACCACUGGUGAUGUCGCCGCAAUAUCGACCACCAUUAGAAGCGCUUCAGAAUCAACCAUCUUUAGUGGCGCCACAUUAUCAACCACCGUUAAGGGCGCCACAAUAUCGACUACGAUUAGAAGCGACACUAUGUCAACCGCCACGAUAUCAACAACAACUAAUGGCGCCACAAAUUCGACCACCUUUGGGGGCGCCACUAAUAAUGGCGCCACAAUAUCAACCAGCGUUUGAAGCGCCACGAUAUCAGCCACCGUUAGAGGCAGCACAGAAUCAACCAUUCAUAAUGGCACCACAAUAUCGACCAGCGUUAAAUGCGCCAAUAUAUCGACCACCAUUAGAGACGCCGCAAUAUCUACCAUCUCUAGUGGCUCUGCAAUAUCAAGCACCAUUAAGAGCACCACUGCCACACCAGCCACCACUCCAACUGUUUCAGUUGCAGCAGCAGCAACAACAACAGCAGCAACAGCAACAGUAUUCACUCCCGCAGAAUGCUCAUUUACAUGAAAAAAUGCCCAACUACGAUCAUUUAUUUGCUUGCCCACCGUCAGUUUUGCGCGAAAGUUUGUGUGUGAAAGAGCGGGAAGAACAAGCUCAUCGGGGAAAUCUUUUUUUGCCCUUAUCACAAAAUAAUAAAUUGGAACAAAAAAACGCAUUCCUCAAACUGUUAAAAUUAUGUAAAAACAACAAUGAACAGCAGAAACAAGAACCAUCUCAACCACAACAACAAGAUGAAUUUCAACAGCGGCAGCAACAACAGCAACAAUUUCAGCAGCAACAAUUUCAGCAGCAACAAUUUCAGCAGCAACAACAACUUCAGCAACAACAAUUUCAGCAGCAACAACAACUUCAGCAACAACAGCUGCAACAACAAUUUCAGCAACAACAACAACUCUCACAACAGCAGCAACACCAGCAACUUAUUCAACAGUAUCAGCAGCAGCUGCAGCUGCAACAGCAGCAGCAACAGCAGCUGCUGCAACCACAGCAGCAUAAAAAUCAGCUACCGUACUCAUACCAACACCAAACAAACGCAUGUUUGAGUAAUGAGAGUUUACCCGCUGAUAAGUUUUCAGCAAGAAAUGGUGAAAAAGUUAAAACAGUAACUCCAAAAAGGAGGAAAGAAAUAAACAAACGUAGCAAAGAAAAUCAAUCGAAAACAAAAGUGGAACAAAUAACGCCAGAUCAAUCACCGGAGCAACAACAAAAAUCUCUAGAAAAGUUACAACUACCUGAAAAACCACCACCGCUGCAACCAAUCUUACAACCAUCACCACCGGAACUGAAGCCACUUCAUCAACCACCACGGCUACAAAAACCACCAUUACAGAAAUCACCCCAGAAGCUACAACAGCCAUCACCGCCACUAUCAGCAACACAAUCGCAACAACUGCUGCAAAAAACAACAGAGCAACAACAACCACAACAGUUUUCGCAAUUAGGACAGUCCUCACAUGAACAACAACCACAGCAUCAACUGCAACAACACCAAGAGGUAGAAACAAAAACUCCAAACAGAAAGAAGAGAUGUCAACUGGAUGACAUGGAUGAGAAACAACAUUCGACAAAGAAGAAAAAACCAUCUUCCGAUCUUGAAAAAGUAUUCAACUUUGAAGCUGAACAACAAGAAAUACAGAAAUGUCAAGAAUUAAUGCAGCAACUGAUGCAGUUGCCACAUGAAGAACAGGUACCACAAGAAAAACAGCUACUACAUGAAAAGCAGCUACAACUACAAGAACAAAUUUAUCAGCGGCAAGUACCACAACAACUAUUUCAAACUCACCAGCAGUUACUACAACCACCAUCGCUUCAAAUACCUAACCAACUCCAACAUCUAUCGCAACAACUGCCACAACAACUUUUACAACAAUCCAAACAAUUGGAACAACCACAACAACUCAUUCAACACAUGUCACAACAAAUAUCUCAACAACAAACACAACAACAUGAAGCUUCAUCUCCUGUUAAAUGUAGAAGAAUUGAGAGCAAGUCUGAAACCAAAACUCCUGUGAAGAGGAAAGGUGAUCUCAGUAAAUACAAAAAACAAACUCCAAAAACAAAAAAGAAAAAAUCAGUUUUAGAUGUUGAACAAAAAUUGAAUACUGACGACAAAAAACUACCACAGCUGCAACCGCAACUACCACAACAACCUCCACAACAGCCAAAACAACAGCUGCAGCAAACAGAUAUACUACAAAAACAUCUGCAAAACCAGCAACUACUAGCCUCAUCAAGCUCCGAACUACACUGUUUCAUGCAACAAGUUUUGGUAAAACCUUUGUAUAUUUUUACAAAGAUCAUUUCUACCUAUUUAGAUGAAAGGCACAAUGAAGCUGCCAGUGGAGACUUGAAUAGGGAGCAGUAUAUUAGUUUGUAUGGAGACCUCAUCAUGCAGCUCUACUCUGAAUAUGAAUUAUCAUUUAAAAAUGUACCGCAUCCUAUAAAAUGGUUAGUUUUCGAUUUGUUGUUGCUUUGUAUUACUGCCCAACGCAGGUUAGAAAAACCGGACGAAAAAAAUUUGGAUGUUGAAAUUUUUUUUCAAAAGUUCCAAGAACUGGAUGUUAAUUUUCGUGAACAAAUGAAAGAAAAAAAUCAAGAUGAGAAUGAUGGUAACAUUCAAGAAGACCAUAGGCAAAAUAUUGAACGUAAGUAUCCAGAGCUGAAUGGAAGACUAUUCACGGUGGCCAGGAAUAAAUUAUUUUGGGUGUACUUCGAUGUGGUGACCUGCUGCGUUGAAAGGAGACCUCUGAAGAACUUCGUUUACAACAACAUGGACCACCUGACUGAAAUCUUAGACGCGCUCAAAGAUAAACCACAACUAAUUGAAAUACUACUUUCACAAACACCACACCAACAAGAACAACAACCUCUUCAUUCGUAUCAGCAAUCACAACAACAACAGCAACAAAUGCAACAAAACUGUUCCACGGAGACAGGAAAUGAUGAACCUCUCAAACAGCUGCCAUCCCAACAAGUUGAUCCACAUAAUCAUCCUGACCAACGUGAAAAAUUGAUCCCAAAGGAAACAAAACUGUUUGAAUCACAACAACAACAACAACAACAACCACAGCAACGAGAAGAUGAACGUGAAAUUAGUCUACAGAAUCAACAGAGUGAACAACAACAAGAGGACAAACUAUUUUAUCAACAAACUGAAGAUGAUAGACAACUUGAAAAGGUGCAAAAAGUUAUAUCGCAACAAAAACAACAGCAACAACAACAGAUUAAAAAACAACUACAGCAACAAAUUAAAAAUGACAAACGUGUUGAAGAUGAACAUCAAAUCAAAAAAGUUAAUAAACAAAAUGGACAACAACAACAACAACAACAACAACAAAACCAACUACAACAACAUCAGCAAUCGAAAGAUGACCAACAAUUUAAAGAUGUACUCGAAGAAAACCCCCAAAAGCAGCUGACUGAACAGCAAAACAAUCAACAACAAUCUGAAGAUAAAAAAACACCUGAAGUUGAGCUUGAAGCCAAACCCCCAAAACAACAGAGAGAACAACGACAACGGGUUGAAAAGGAUCAUAAAUUUAAACCUCAGAUACAACAACAGCAACAACAACAACAACAAACUAAUAAACAACAACAAUGCGAAACUACAAACACGCAAAAAUUUGAAAAACAAUCAAAAGAUGACAAACAAAUUGAUAACGAUCAUCAAGUCAAACCAAAGGAUCAACAGAGGGAACCACAACCACCACAACAGCAGCAGCAGCAGCAGUUUCAGUCACAACUUUCAAAAGAUGACAAGCAGCGUGAAGAUGAACAUGAAACUAAACUAAAAAAACAACACAGGGAGGAGAAAAAAGAACAAUCAAACCAACGAGUUCAACCACAGGUACAAUACAGACUUCAGAUUCCCAAGAUUUUGCAGAAUAUUCCACGCUGUCAACAGGCACACCAACAACUGCAACCACAGCAGCAGCCACAACAGCAACUACAGCAACCACCUCAGCAGCCACAACAGCAACCACAGCAACAGCAACUGCAGCCACAAUUGCAGCCUUUACGACUAGAGUCGCAACAAAAUCGGCAACAACAGCCACAACCUGACGCUCAGAAACAUCAACAACAGCAGCAGCAACAACGUAAAGAACAGAAACAACUGCAUCAUCAACAAAAAGCUGAAAACCAUCGUCACCAACAACAACAACAGCGCGAGGAUAAGAAUCAACAGCAACAACAACAGCGUGAGAAUAAGAUUCAACAACAACAUCAUAAAGAUAAUGAUAAGAAUGAACAACAACUGCGUGAAGAUAAAAAACAACAACAUGAAGAUAAAAAAGAACAACAACAACAGCAGCAGCAACAACAACAACAGAAAGAUCCAAAACAUCGUCAGAAAGAACAACUUGACAAUAAAGCAUAUCAGCAUAAUAACCUAAAACAACAACAACAUAAUAAUUACAAUAAUAAUAAUAAUUACAAUACUCCUACAAAGCAUCAACAGCAGCAACGACAACAACAAUUAGACUCUUCAGAAAAACAGAACAAAAAACAUCAAAGUGACGGUCAGCAACAACAGCAAACUAAACCACAAAAACCACUUCAUCCGGAGCACAACUUUCAACAACAAUCAAAACAACAGAAGUCACUCAAAAAAGAACAACAUCAACUUCAAGAAAAACAACAAAAACAGCCGCAACAACACUCAUCCGAACAACAAUUGCAACAACAGAAUCAAUCAUCUAGACAACAACAACAAUAUCAGCAAAAACAUCAACAUCCAGUAAACGAACAGUCAAAACAACAGUCGCCCAAACAGCAACAAAAACAACGAGAUAAACACCAAAAUUUACAGCAAUGUUCAACGAAACAACAACAACCACAGCAGCAACAACUAGAGCAACCACAGCAGCAGCGAAUAACGCAACCACAACAGCCACAACAGCCACAGCUUCAACUGCAAGAACAGGCUGCAAGAAACGAAACGACAAGCAACGAAGAAAAAAUAAGAAAACACAGAGAAUCGAGUUUCGAGGCAGCCAUAAAAUUCUUGAAGGAACUUGGGAAGGAAAACUUGACAAAGAAGCGAAACAACAACGAUCUCGAGAAAUGCAACAACGUGCACCAACAUAACCAGAUGCUGCAAGCUCUUCAAAGAUGAGGAUGCUGAUGAUGAUGGGGGUUACGACGACGAUGAGGAUUGUGAUAUUUGUAAUAAUGAUGAUGAUUCUAACGGUCAUGAUUAUGGAGAUUAAAUGAACGAUGAUGAUGAUGAGACGGAAGAUGAUGAUAAUGAUGAUAACGAUUGUGAUAAUGAUGAUUGGUUCUAAUUUUUUUCUUUUUUUCGUUCAUUCUGCUUUCAUUCUUUUUACACUCAUUCAUUCGUUUAUUCGUUUUUAAUGUUUAAUAUUCUCUCAGCUUUCAAAGUGUGUAUAUAUACCAUACAUAUGUAUUUCUGUGUUUUAAAACGUGCACAUUUUAUUGAUAUACAUACAUAUUUUGUCGUUGAAAAUUAGCAUUUUACAACUUUUUAACUAAUGAUCGAUCAGCUGAUUGUUUGGUUGGUUGGUUGGUUGAUGAUUGUUCACUGGUGGCUGAUCAUUCUGUAUCUGGUUGAAUGGUUGAUAGAUUUGAUACGGUAGUUCUUUGUUUAAUUCGAAACCACUUUUUUUAACGAAACCAUUCCGAGACUACCUUUUCAUUUGCAUUGAACAGUUGCAUGAAUUAAAUGGAAAAACAUUACAUUACCAUUAUUAUUAUUACUAUUAUUUUUAUUAUUUUUCUACAGAUGUAUGUUUGAUUAAUUGUUGAAAUUUCUUUGAGCUAAACUAUGGCUGUUCAUUUGAUAUUAUUAUAUUCAUUGCGAUAUAAUUAUAUGCAAAUAAUAUUUCAUAUAUUGAUUGACGUUAAUUUGUGCAUGUUUAAAUAUGAAUAAUGGAUUGAAAAUGUAAAUAGAUAAAAUAAAUUAUUAGCCAAAA